This is a messenger RNA of Dromaius novaehollandiae (emu), 5062 nucleotides long. It is a transcript of the gene TOGARAM2, whose product is annotated as TOG array regulator of axonemal microtubules 2. The coding region runs from base 276 to 3233 and encodes 985 amino acids. NCBI's taxonomy places the organism in Eukaryota, Metazoa, Chordata, Aves, Casuariiformes, Dromaiidae. The transcript is spliced from 20 exons. Gene Ontology annotation, biological process: microtubule cytoskeleton organization. The record is from RefSeq and is a predicted model, not a curated record. Gene Ontology annotation, cellular component: cytoplasmic microtubule; cilium. Gene Ontology annotation, molecular function: microtubule binding.
GGGCUGUGACAGUUUAAUGCCUCAGGACUGAAUUGCUGAGGAGAAGUUGAGUGGUGAUGGAUGGCCUGAGGAACUCUGAAACCUGAAGACUUUACCGUGCCAUGUCUCCCAGCCUAGAGUAAAACUUCCCUGGGUACUAAUGGAAGCAUGUAAAUAGAAACAGAGAUGAAGGCAUCCGAUGUGGCGGGGGAACCCAGCAGUGGCUGCGUCAGGGCCAGUGACCAGCACAGCAUCAGGUAGCCCCCUGGCUGGAAAAGGCUCGUCUGUCCCUGCACAUGGCGACACACGAUGAUUUUGCAGCAGCUAAGUACCGUACCCCAGUUGCUGUCUACUGCGGCAGCAUCCCCGAAGUUAAACCCAGAUGCCGAGCGCUGCGAGGAGGAAGCAUCGAUUCCAACUUGCAGCUUUGUGGUAGCAGGUGGACCACAGCAGAAGAAGCUUCUCUUCAGCCCGUAUUAAAUACCCAGGUGAAGAAGCAGCCUUGUCUAUGGGACGGAGAUUGGAGGCCUCCAUACGCCAGGGCCAUUUCUCCUCUGGAGGGCUGGGACAGCAAUAGUAGCCUGGAAAACCUUGACACUGGGGCCGGAGGUGACCUCUCGCAGGUUCCUAGCCCAGCCUUGAAACAGGACCCCAGAGAAAGGGAGGUGAGCAGCGCUGCCACGGAAACUACUCAGAUCAAGGACAAGCUGAAGAAGAGGAGGAUGUCUGAGGGCCUGUUAGUGCCGCAGAGAGGCCUCUUGGACAGCAGUGACUCUGCAGGGCCUGCCUUGAAGCCAGCUGUUUCCAGGUCAGCUUCCCAGAGGCUCCUGGUAACGUCCAAGCCCAUGCCGCCCAUCCAGCAUGGCCCCCCAUCCCCCGAGACUGGCGAGGCUCACCUGCAGCCCCAGCAUUGCAGUGAGGAGGAGGAGGAGGCAAGGAAGCUGCAAGGGGUGGCUGUGGUUCCCCCCAUCGCCAAGUCAGCAAGCGCACUGGAUGGAGGUGCUGGCAGUGCUGUGGGGCCUCCCCUGGGCUGUCCACAGCCGCUUUCACAAGAGCCGUUGGAGGCAAGGCCAAGAUCAAGCAGCAGAGCUGAGGAGAAGACCCUUAAACCUCUGGAGCUCAGGACGCUGGAACCUGUCCUGCCUGUUCCCCACCACUGCAUCACUGGGGGCGCAAAGUCUGCUGGGCACUUGUCCGAAUCUCUGUUGCCAUUCACAGGCCUCCCCCUCAGCUGGGCUGCGGGGACGGAUCAUCUUGCAAGCCCUGGCCUCAUGAGGGCCGGCGACUGGAAGGAGAGCAACGGAAGGAUCCAUGUUACCAUAUCCAAGUCAGCUCAGGAGAAAAUGCGCCAGAAGCAGAUGAGAGAGAUGGAGCUUCUGCGUAAAGAGAGGGAGAGAGAGAGAGAAAAGGAGAAGUCCUUGCAGCUCCACAUGCAGAAUGCUGACCCUGUGUGUGCUGAUGAAGAAGGCUUUGGCCCCCUGCACAUCAACGGGAUGGUAUCCGUUUUGCCCAGCACGAGCAAUGUGUGUAGAACUGGCAGUACCACACUGAAGAAGCGGGUCAACAGGCCAUCCUUGCCCAACAUCCCCUCCAUCAGCCAGGACAGCAGCUUCCCGCGCCAUGCCUCAGCGAACUCACUGCCGGCCAUCGCCCUGGGCUGCCCGGAGUGGGGAGAGGAGCCCGAAUGUGGGGACACCUCGGCAGCAAGACCCUUCUCUCACCCGGAGCAGGGGCUGGGCGACGCGCUGGGCUGGCUCGGCAGCAGCGACUGGCAGCUGAAAGGGAAAGGGCUCUUCAGCAUCAGACGCCUGGCUAUCUGCCACUCAGAAAUCCUUCUUUGCAGACUUCAUGAUGUUUCCUUGGCAGUUACCAAAGAGGUGAACAACCUCCGCUCGAAGGUGUCUCGAUUUGCAAUCGGCACUCUUGGAGAGCUCUUCAGGACCAUGAAGAAGCACAUGGACCAGGAGGUGGAGGAGAUUGCUCGGGCCUUGCUCCAGAAGGCAGGAGACUCCAGUGAAUUCAUUCAGAAAGCAGCUGAUCGAUCCCUCGGGAUCAUGGUGGGGAGCGUGACUCCCGCACGGGCAAUGGCUGCUCUCAUGGCUGGUGGGGUCAAUCACCGAAACACCCUUGUCCGGAGGUGUGCUGCUGAGCACUUGCUGACCGUAACAGAGCAGAUCGGAGCCGAGAGGCUGCUGUCGGGCUCCCGUGAGAGCACCGAGCUGCUGGUGCAGGCACUGGUGAAGCUUGCUCAGGACUGCAACCAGGACACGAGGUUUUACGGACGGAAGAUGUUGAACAUAUUGAUGAAUCAUCCAAAAUUCGAUGGGUAUUUGAAACAGUCUCUCCCAUCACAUGACUUGCGAGAUGUUAUGGCAACAAUUAAGCAGAAAGGGAUAGAAGACCAUAUAUCUGAACCUCCAUCUGCCAAAGGCUGCAGGGAGUCUAGGAACAGCAGUUUGGUGACGUCCCAGGACACCUUGCCUUCUGACGAAGGGUCCAGCUCUGAUGUCCUCAUCUUACCCCGUCAGACAGUCCGGCGUAUGUCACUUCGCACUGUGGAAGAGAUUGAACAACUCAAGGAGCUUAACAAACUCUUGACAGCCAAGGAGUUUCAGACACGGAUGGAGGGAGUUGUGGUCCUCCUAGAUCAGUGCAAAAGCAACCCCCAGCUCAUCUCGGCAAACAUUGUCCAGAUUUUUGAUGUUUUUGUCCUGAGACUUCAUGAUUCCAACAAGAAAGUGAACCAGCAGGCGCUCGAGUCCCUUGCUGCCAUGAUGCCCCUCCUUGGGGAUGGCUUGCACCCAGUGCUGGUCCCUAUGGUAGCAGCAGUCACUGACAACCUGAACUCUAAGAACAUGGGGAUUUACGCAGCAGCUGUGAAAGUGCUGGAUGCGUCCAUCGCGCACCUGGAUAACGUAUUGCUGCUGCAAGCGUUUGCCAACCGAGUGCGUUUCCUCAGUGGCCGAGCCAUGCAGGACGUCACCGACCGGCUGUCAGUGCUGGUGGGAUCCAUGUCCCGGCGGAGGCGGCCAGCGGUCGAGCGCUACGCCCUGCCCGUCCUCUGGCACCUGCUGGGCAGCAUGAUUGGGAACGGCGUCCUGCCCGGCCGCGGCGGGAACGUCCGGAGUGCCGUCGCCCGGCUGGCCGGCAGCCUGCAUGCCGAGAUGGGCGCCAGCCUGGCCGAGCGCGCCGCCGGCCAGCCCCCGCACGUGGCCAAAAACCUCCGCGAUGUCUUGGAGCUGCAUCUCCGGUGAAGGGGGCUCAGUGCUGCGGAGGGACGCCGCAUGGGGAGGGUGGAUGUGGCACCAGCGGGGGUUCAUAGCUCUGGAUGUACAUAGUAUAUUUUGAAAUUGGCUUUAAAAAAAAAAAGAAAAGAUGCAUAUUUUUCAAAGGUUUUAUUUCUUGAGCUCACGUCCGCCAAGAAGCUUAUGUAGGCGCAAAAAAAAAAUUGUGUGUAAAUGCCAUUUGUAACUGUAAAAAAGAAAAUAAUAUAUAUAUACACUUACGGAAUAAGAGAUGGGCUUAUGUACAUACUUAGGGAGUGAGCGGGGGGCCUUGGAAAUGCUGGGGCUGGAGGAUUAGCUGGCUUGGCUCUGGGAGCAGAGGGGAGAGACAAGUUCCUGCUGACUGGGGGUAUAAAUUAGGGUUAGGCGAGGGAGCACAGCUCGCUUCAUUUGCCCAUACGGGCCAGGGUGCCUGUACAAGUCUCCUGGCAGGGCCAGGGGGCUACAGCCCUGCGUAGGGGGCGGCGAGCGGGCCAAGGGCGUCAUACGGGGACUGGGGAGAAGUAGACCGCGGGCCAAGGUGUAAUUUUUUAAUAUAUAUAUUUUCUCAAUGUUUUUAUUUCUGUCCUGGGAAAAGUGAAUGGUUUGCUUUACACGUGGACCAAAAAAGCACUGCUGGAAGUGAGAUUCAGGAGGAGGAGUGAGGAAGGGAUGUGCCCUCCUUCACUGUUCGGUGGAAGCAGGGGGAGAAGGAACAGAGACCCGAGGCAGGAGGCACGCUGGACCCACGGAAUUAGAAUUAGGAGAAGGACAACGGGCUGUUGGCAGAUGCGAGGGCCUUGUACAAAUUUGGGAGGCCAAGGAAUACCCAGGGAGAUCUGCCCAGCCCAAGGGUUUUGGAGUCGUAGGUUAUUUGCUCUAUUUAUUUUAUAUGUCUAAAGCUAAUACAGGCCUCUAACUUGCCAGAUAUUAUCAUUGCAUUUUGGGUCAUCUCUUAAGGAAUCUCCUUGUCUCUUUAGUAGAGUACAGAAGAGGUAAUAGACUCUUCUGGGGAGUUUUAAGGGUGUGGUUUUUCUUUUUGCUGUUGUUUUUUGAAUUCCCGGUUUUUGUUAGCAGGGGGCAUUCAGGAACUUGGAAUUUUCUGCCAAGUUUGGGUGCGUGAUCCAGGCCAGGGACUCGCUCUGAAAGGCGGGUGCCUCCAGGGAUCAUCUGGAGCCCAGUGGAAGCCGCAGUUCUUGGAGAAAUGCCAGAACAUUUCCGAGUUUGGCAUCUCUAGAGGCUUUUCUAAAAGCUAACUAAAAACAGGAAAGGCCUGGUAAUGCACAGUAUUUUUGCGGGAGUGGCAGGGCUGGGAGGAGCGUACUUGUACACAAAAAUGCUGAAGGCGAAACAUCUGAGCAAGUCAGAGGAUGGCUGAAUUUAAAAGCAGACCUUGAGUACUGUCCAUUCAUCAAGGGUGGCAUCUCUUGAGGGCCUCCUUGUUUGGCCUCCUCUGCCUCAGAAGUUGUCCUUGCAGUUGUGCUCCUCUGCAGAUCUCUCCCUCUGGAGCCCUUUAGCUGCUGCUGGGCGCAGGCUGCUUUUGCUCUGCUGAAUGAAUGUGCUUUGGCUUUGCUUCCUCCUUAGCUAGCUCCAGCCCUUGGGAAUGCGGCGGGAAGUUUCUGCACCGAGGAGGAAAAGGCUUUUGUGCACAUCAAAAGAAGCCUCCCAGAGCCUGUUUUUCUGUAUUUAGUUGUAGCACUUGCAAAGUAGGUUUAAAAUGUAACCCAUGUAACUGAUUUCUUAACUCUAUUUGCCUGGAGUGCUGCUUUCAUGUAUAUUGUUACACGUAGUCGGAGAGAAUAAAGUGUUGCCUGCCAGUA